This is a messenger RNA of Tripterygium wilfordii, 977 nucleotides long. Its product is annotated as pathogenesis-related genes transcriptional activator PTI5-like. Gene Ontology annotation, molecular function: DNA-binding transcription factor activity; DNA binding. The record is from RefSeq and is a predicted model, not a curated record. The transcript has a single exon. Gene Ontology annotation, biological process: regulation of DNA-templated transcription; ethylene-activated signaling pathway. The coding region runs from base 125 to 649 and encodes 174 amino acids. NCBI's taxonomy places the organism in Eukaryota, Viridiplantae, Streptophyta, Magnoliopsida, Celastrales, Celastraceae.
CCCCUGCCACGCAAAACUUGGAAAUUUAAGAGGCAGAGCCGCCAUCAAUAAUCCAAUCUUCAGGCUUCCUCGCAAAAUCCCCUCACAGGGAGCCAGAGAGGCUUAAUUUUUAGCAAAAGAAACCAUGGUUUCUGGCUCGCGAAGUGAGUUACUACCAUUAAAUGAGAAUGAUUCACAAGACAUGGUCAUAUACCAAGUCCUCAAUGAAGCCGAUCAAUCCAUGCCACCAACAACGUCCUCAUCAGUAGUGCCACCAAGAAACCAUAGCAACACAUCAAGCAUACUCCAACCCGCAAGGAUGUUAGGGAAGAAGCACUACAGGGGCGUGAGGCGUCGUCCGUGGGGGAAAUAUGCUGCGGAGAUUCGCGACUCUACACGACAGGGCGCACGUUUAUGGCUAGGCACGUUUGAGACUGCGGAAGAGGCUGCUUUGGCUUAUGAUAUAGCUGCUUUCAGGAUGCGUGGUGCAAAGGCACUACUUAACUUUCCAGCUGAGGUGGUUGUUGCAUCUUCUUCUAUGCAAAAGUUCAAGCCAACUUCGAGGUCAAAGAAGAGUGAUUUGGAUUCAACAAUUACUGAAACAUCACAAUCGGAGUCGGAAAGUGGCAGGACUGAGGAGUUUUCGCUUAAUCUGGGAUUAAGUAGUUAAGUUAUGGUUGGCAGGGGAAUUUGCCUCAAUAUCAUUCUUGCUGCGAAGCAUAACCUUAAGGGCUUGCCCGUUUGGGGUAUUCAGGAGUGUUGGUUGAGAGGUGUUGAGAUUUUUAUAUAUAAUCUUAUAGAGAGGUUUUGUCCUAACAAUCCCGAAUGCCUUAAACAGUCAAGGGUUGAGAGGUGUUUGGGACGAAUACCUCCCAAUCCAACACCCCUGAACACCUUAAAUGGGUAAGCCCUAAAUCGUUGAAGAAGUUUGAUGUAAGUUUAAUAUUGUUGUAUAGGCCUUUAACGAGUUUAAUAAGAAAUUCUCUGUUUAUACCAUG